Cynara cardunculus var. scolymus (artichoke) is the source of this 1445-nucleotide messenger RNA. RefSeq names its product phosphoglycerate kinase, cytosolic. The transcript has 7 exons. The record is from RefSeq and is a predicted model, not a curated record. Lineage: Eukaryota; Viridiplantae; Streptophyta; Magnoliopsida; Asterales; Asteraceae. Gene Ontology annotation, biological process: glycolytic process; gluconeogenesis. Gene Ontology annotation, molecular function: ATP binding; ADP binding; phosphoglycerate kinase activity. Bases 106 to 1311 code for a protein of 401 amino acids. Gene Ontology annotation, cellular component: cytosol.
CUCGUGAAUCUAGGGUUCUUUUAAAUCUCGACACAAACACCAUACGUUCACGAUCCUUCCACCUUUCUACUCGAAUCUGCAAUCAAGGUAUAUACAAAACCAAAAAUGGCGACCAAGAAGAGUGUUAGUAGUCUGAAAGAAGGAGAUCUCAAGGGGAAGAGGGUUUUUGUUAGGGCUGAUCUCAACGUACCAUUGGACGAUACAUUCAAAAUUACUGAUGAUACCCGUAUCCGUGCCGCCGUUCCUACCAUCAAGUACUUGAUAUCUAAUGGCGCCAUAGUCAUCCUCUCUUCUCAUCUGGGACGUCCAAAGGGUGUCACUCCAAAGUACAGCCUGAAGCCACUGGUGCCUAGGCUCUCCGAACUCCUUGGACUUGAGGUGAAGAUAGCAAGUGACUGCAUAGGUCCAGAAGUUGAGAAACUGGUUGCUGAGACCCCAGAAGGGGGUGUUUUGCUCCUUGAAAAUGUGAGAUUUUAUAAGGAGGAAGAGAAAAAUGAUUCUGAAUUCGCGAAGAAGUUGGCAUCCCUAGCUGACCUGUAUGUCAACGAUGCUUUUGGCACUGCACAUAGGGCCCAUGCAUCGACUGAGGGUGUGACGAAGCAUUUGAAGCCUUCUGUUGCUGGUUUCCUCAUGCAAAAGGAACUUGACUAUCUAGUUGGAGCUGUAUCUAAUCCUAAAAAGCCAUUUGCUGCAAUAGUUGGUGGGUCAAAGGUAUCCAGUAAAAUUGGUGUGAUUGAGUCAUUGUUGGAGAAGGUCGACGUGCUUGUGUUGGGUGGAGGUAUGAUAUUCACUUUCUAUAAGGCACAAGGGCUCGCGGUUGGUUCUUCCCUUGUGGAGGAAGAUAAACUUGACCUUGCAACAUCCCUUCUUGAGAAGGCCAAGUCUAAAGGAGUGUCUCUGUUGCUCCCUUCUGAUGUCGUCAUUGCCGACAAGUUUGCACCAGAUGCUAACUGCAAGGUUGUUCCAGCAUCUAGUAUUCCUGAUGGGUGGAUGGGAUUGGAUAUCGGACCAGAUUCCAUAAAGUCAUUUAGUGAAGCUUUGGAUGCUACCAAAACCAUCAUAUGGAAUGGACCUAUGGGUGUGUUUGAGUUUGAGAAAUUCGCUGCAGGCACAGAGGCGAUCGCAAAAAAACUAGCAGAGCUUAGUGGGAAGGGAGUGACGACUAUCAUCGGAGGUGGUGACUCGGUUGCAGCAGUGGAGAAGGCUGGGCUUGCUGACAAGAUGAGCCACAUCUCCACUGGUGGUGGUGCCAGUUUGGAGCUUCUGGAGGGGAAGACACUUCCCGGAGUGCUUGCAUUGGAUGAUGCUUAGCCUAGUUGUUUUGUUGUGUUGUAAACCAGAGCCAAAUUAUAAUGUAUGUCAUGUCAUAAAGCUGUUGUUUCAGACUUUGAAUUUUGAAAUGAAUAAGUUGUCCUCCAGCCAUCAUUGGAGUGGUUUUGAAUUCA